Penicillium subrubescens is the source of this 1542-nucleotide messenger RNA. Its product is annotated as MFS transporter. Lineage: Eukaryota; Fungi; Ascomycota; Eurotiomycetes; Eurotiales; Aspergillaceae. Gene Ontology annotation, biological process: nitrate transmembrane transport; nitrite transport. The record is from RefSeq and is a predicted model, not a curated record. Gene Ontology annotation, molecular function: nitrate transmembrane transporter activity; nitrite transmembrane transporter activity. The transcript has 4 exons. The coding region runs from base 1 to 1542 and encodes 513 amino acids. Gene Ontology annotation, cellular component: membrane.
AUGGCUUCUCUCAAAGUUCUCUUCACCUCGCCUGAGAUCAACCCUGCCAACCGAAAAGCCCUAACCAUUCCCAUCUUCAACCCAAUCGAUCGAUAUGGCCGAGUCUUCUUCUUCGCCUGCUUUGGUUUCAUGGUCGCAUUCCUGUCGUGGUAUGCCUUUCCUCCACUGUUGACUGUCACCAUCAAAAAAGAUCUGCAUAUGAGCCAGCAAGAUGUAGCUAACUCUAACAUUGUCGCUCUCCUCGCGACCUUCCUUGUGCGAUUCAUUGCCGGACCACUCUGCGACCGAUAUGGGCCCCGCUUGGUCUUUGUUGGACUCCUACUCGCUGGCUCUCUUCCCACCGCAAUGGCCGGUCUUGUCACUGGUCCUAAGGGUUUGAUUGCCCUGCGCUUCUUCGUUGGUAUCCUGGGUGGUACAUUCGUCCCAUGCCAGGUCUGGUGCACCGGAUUCUUCGAUAAGAAGAUUGUCGGCACUGCCAACUCUCUCGCUGCUGGCUGGGGUAACGCUGGUGGUGGUAUCACAUACUUCGUUAUGCCCGCUAUCUUCGAUUCUCUCGUCCACAACCAGGGCUUGCCUGCCCACAAGGCUUGGCGUGUCGCAUACGUCGUCCCCUUCAUCAUCAUCAUUGUCAUCGCAAUGGGUAUGCUGUUCCUUUGCGAGGAUACCCCGACUGGAAAGUGGUCGGAGCGUCACCUGUGGGCCAAGGAAACCUCCUCAGCCGAGUCUGUUUCUCAAGGCAAGGUUGUCGACCUCACCUCCGGCUUCUCCUCCAACGGACCCUCCACUACGCCCUCUCUGUACAACAUGGGCAUGGACGAUAUUGAGAAGAAGGGUGGUGCUCAGACUCCUCGUGUUGUUGACAAGGAUGCUUCGGCUAUGGGUCAGAUCGACACUCUCCGACAAGACACCGUCGUUGCGCCCACUCGCAAGGAAGCCUUCCGCGUUGCAUUCAGUCUCUCCACCAUGGCUGUUGCAAUCCCCUAUGCCUGCUCCUUCGGCUCUGAACUCGCUAUCAACUCCAUCCUCGGAACCUACUAUGACAAGAACUUCCCUACCCUGGGUCAAACCAAGACUGGACAAUGGGCCGCUAUGUUUGGUCUGCUGAACGUGGUGUUCCGCCCCAUUGGUGGUCUUUUGGGAGAUGUCCUCUACCGCUGCACCGGUACUGUCUGGUCGAAGAAGCUGCUCCUGACUUCUCUGGGACUCAUCAUGGGGGCCUUCGAGCUGGCCAUUGGUUUCACCAACCCCCACAAUGAGGGAACCAUGUUUGGUCUUGUUGCCGGACUGGCUCUGUUCCUGGAGGCUUGCAACGGUGCCAACUUUGCAGUUGUCCCUCACGUUCACUCUUACGCCAACGGUAUCGUCUCCGGUAUCGUCGGUGGCUUCGGUAACUUGGGUGGUAUUAUCUUUGCCAUUGUCUUCAGAUACCAUGGCUCCGAUUACGCCAAAUCCUUGUGGAUCAUUGGUGCCAUCUCUUUGGGUGCCAACUUGGCUGUGGCUUGGAUUCGGCCGGUCCCCAAGAUCCCAGUCAUCAGUUCUUGA